CACCUCCGUAAUUGCACAACCAUCCUGGCCUGUAAGUCUGUCGCAUCACUCAGCUUCCUUUCGUCUCCAUUCGGUCUCCUCAUCCUUCCAUCGCCAAUCAUCAUCUUCACCAUAAAUCACACUCACACACAUACUCUCUGCGCAUGCACCACAGUGUGUACAAAGCAAGCCACGAUCACUCACGCUGCACUUGAACAAAGACCACAAGGACACCCCUCAUACAGUUCUCCAAGGAAGAAGGCAAGGACGUAGCAAACACAGCACUGACACGCCUUAUAGGUGAUGCCGAAUGAACUCUCCCCUAACACAUUCCUUUGCUUCUUCUUGACACCCUUCCAUUCUGUAGUUCCAUAGCCUGCAAACAGCG
Molecule: messenger RNA, 367 nt
Organism: Gamsiella multidivaricata
Lineage: Eukaryota; Fungi; Mortierellomycota; Mortierellomycetes; Mortierellales; Mortierellaceae
Exons: 1
Source: RefSeq, a predicted model, not a curated record